CUUACACACUUGCCCUCUCAUUUUUCUGUGCUACAGCAGACAUUCAUUUGAACAGGCCCAAAUUCCAAAUAUCAAGGAAGCCCAGUAACCCAUAUGAAUAAAAUAAGAGACAGUUUAUCUUCCUUUUCUCUCUGGAUGGUCAAAACUCAAAACCCUCAUUUACUGUGCGGUAGCUUCCCACAUCAUUGUUGCAGAGAUGAUAAAACGCCGUCGUUAGCAAUGCCCGUUCGGUUCUCAUUUUCUUAGAGUUGGUGUCCUUUCUCAACGAUCAGUCACAGCUUUCAUUAUUCAUUCACAUAUUCUUCCCGGGCUAAAGUAUCAGGAUUUGAUGUCAGAGGUUCAAGCAAAAAGAGUUAAUAAAGAUAGGAUCAGUGCACUACCAGAUGAAGUCCUUUAUCACAUCCUUUCGUUCCUUAAAACCGAAGAUGUUGUGAUGACCAUCUUUUUGUCUAGAAGAUGGAAGAACAUUUGGGCCUCUGUUCCGAGUCUAGAUUUCUGUGACCAAGAAAACCCUGACACUAUUCCUUUUUCGAGGUUUAUUGAUAAUGUACUCUUCUUCCGUGACUCAACAGACAUUCAUAAGUUUCGUCUCCAUUCCAUUAGUGUUGAGGAUUUUGAUCGUAUUUGUGGUUGGAUUGGCGCUGCCAUUAGGCGCAAUGUUGUUGAACUUGAUCUUUCUGUUAAGUAUUAUGGAGGUGAUGAGGAUCACCAGCAGAUCUUUAAGUUGCCUAAGAGUGUUUUCACAUGUAAAACUCUGAGGGUUUUGAAAUUGUGGUCAAAUUUUAUUAUCAAUGCUCCUGAAUCAGGGUGUUUCCCGAAUCUCAAAUCUCUCUGUGUUCAUUUUGAUCUUCCUGUUAAUAACUCAAUGGAGAAACUUUUUUCUUGCUGCCCUGUGCUGGAAGAUUUGAGCAUACAUGGAAAUCAUGGAUUUUAUGGUUUGAAUUUCACCGUAUCUGCACCUGAACUGAAGACACUGAAAGUAGAAUGGAUGACGCAUGGUGAUUAUGAGAGGUGCAACUUUUAUGUUGUUGCCCCAAAGCUUGAAAAUUUUCAUCUCUGGCAGUAUCCUUCAACAGACUGUUUUUUGGAGAAUGCAAAAUCUCUAGUCAGAGUUACUAUUUCUCUACAAGACCACUUUGCCGAUGAAGACCGUCUCUUUGCUAUCCGUGGAACUGCGCUUCUGGCAGUAAUUUCCAAUGUUAGAUACUUGUCUCUUUCAGCACAUUGUUUGAAAGGGUGUUGUCUUCCUGUCUUUGAUAAGUUGAGCCGAUUGGAGCUUGCUCUCUACAGUUGCUAUUACUGGGAACUGCUAAAAGAGCUUCUCAGGAGAUCACCUAAACUGGAAUAUCUUGUCUUAGAGCUGAAAGACUUCAUAUGCUCCACGGCACCUUCGAGUCAUCAAUGGAGUCCACCAGAGUCGAUACCUAUCUGUUUGUUGACGCAUCUCAAGACUGUCUCUAUAAGGGGAUUCAAGGGAAAACUGGAUGAGAUGGAUGUGGCAAAGUAUUUGUUAAACAACGGUGAAGUUUUGAAGAAGAUGACUUUUUAUAGUGAGGAUCUUUUGCGUACCAAAGAGGAGUUAAAAAUGGAGCUGUCAAUGUGUCAUUGGGGUUCAAAGACUUGCCAAGUUGAAUUUUUCCCGGACCAAAAAGACGAAGGCUUGUCAUUUUUAGGUAUGCGUUCUUGGGUUUAG
Rosa rugosa (rugosa rose) is the source of this 1693-nucleotide messenger RNA. Its product is annotated as putative FBD-associated F-box protein At3g50710. The transcript is spliced from 4 exons. The record is from RefSeq and is a predicted model, not a curated record. NCBI's taxonomy places the organism in Eukaryota, Viridiplantae, Streptophyta, Magnoliopsida, Rosales, Rosaceae. Gene Ontology annotation, molecular function: protein binding. Bases 329 to 1693 code for a protein of 454 amino acids.